AGAAACUGUAUUAUAAGCAGGCGUGAUGUCAUCAAAUGACGAAUUUGAGAAAAGAAGGAAUGAACUCUACAAACAAAAUAUGAAAGCCUGGAAUGGCGAUUUGUUCGAAACUGAUGGCAACCUUGAUACAAGUUUGAAAAAAAACACCGCCUUCAUCAAAAAAUUAAGACAGGGAAUAACGAAAGAAAACGAAUCACAGCUUGUCCAAGGAGUACGGACUAUCUCCUUAGAAAAGUAUUUAAACGAAAUAUCAUCUGCGCUAUGCGAGGCGUUGUGCAAAGUUUCAAAGACUACCGAUAUUCAAUGUGCAGUGGAGGUUGUUUCUGCCUUGCACCAAAGAUUUGCUCACACAUUCACUCCAUUUGUUGAACUUUUUUUUGCCUAUAGUAUGGUUCAGCCUUCAACAAAGUUGUUGAAAAAAGAUGAAAAAGACAGACAGGUCAAAAUCAAAAAUUUGAUCAGAUUAGCUAUGGAAUUUUUUUUAUGUGGAAUAUUCAGAUCUAUUCAAGAUAUGCCACUAACAGAAUUGCCUUUGUAUUUGACAAGGCUAAAAACUUCGAGCAAGGAUGAUAUACCGGUCAUUGUCCCAAUGCUGAAGGAAAUAAUGAGCUACGAUUUUGUAUCUGGUAUGUCGUUACCAGGAAUUUUAUCUUUUCUCAAAAGAUUUAGCAGCCUAAUUUAUGUUAAAGGUCCACGCUAUUCAGAAAACUAUAUGAUUUUCGUUAGAAAGCUUUUGAAGUCCUACAUAAAAAAUGCUGUGUCCACUACUGAGACUUAUCAUAAAAGUAUUGUAAACAAAAAGAUGACGGCUCAGGUAGUCUCAUUGAAAACCGGUAAGAUUGCUGCAAGCAUUGAAGGUAAGAUAGAAGAACUUCAACAUCAGUUCGAGGAAUUUAACUCGUUCUGUGAAUUUUCCUGCCCACUUGCAGAUAUUUCACUACCUGCCCUUGAGUCAGAAAUUGAGAGAACAGAAAAUUCCGUAGUGACUGUUCAGCACUCAGUUUCAAAACAAAAUGAUAUUUGGGAAAAUGAGGAAGCAAGAAGGUUUUAUGAAGACAUACCUAGUCUUGAAUCAAUUGUAUCAACUGAAGUUCUUGAAUCUAUCAAUGCGAAAAUUCUACCCCACGAAAUGAAGGGCUCUAAAAGUGCAGAUAUCAUUUUGAGAUUAGAUAAUGCAGAUUUGGCGGAAGAUGUGGACAAUGUUGUGAAAGAUUUCUGGGAAUGGGGUCUUAGUAAUAAAGCAUCAAGAAAUAGAUUAAGUAAGCACAUUGUUGAACUUCGAGACACUACGAAAUUCCGGAACUUUGCCAGGUUUCUCAAGAUCAAUAAUGCCUAUUUUGAAAAGUGUAUUGAAGAUUUGAUUGCAAGGUUAGACAAGAGUUUCAGGUUCCAAAUGCACCACGAUUCCAUCACUGAAAAAGAUAUUUUAUUGUUUGCAGAAUUAGUGAAAUUCAAGCUCAUCCCUGUCCAUAUGAUUUUUCAUAAGGUGAGAACAUUGAUUUUAAACAUUGAGGUCAAUAAUAAUAUAGAUUUGUUAUCCUUGAUGUUUGAUGCCUGUGGAAAAGUUUUAGUUAAUGAUGACGAAUACAAAGAUUAUACAAAAGGAUUGAUUCAGUUGUUAGUUCAGGUGUACAAGACAAAGCAAUUCUCUCACACAGAUAAAUACGCAGUAAAAGUAUUUUUGUUAUCUCUCAAUCCUCCGAAACUAAAGGAGCAAAACAUUGUUGCAUUGUCGAAAGAGGAAAGGUUUCUUUUGUACAUAAUCAAAACACAGCUUUCGGAAAAGACAUACGAACUUGUUGCUAAAAGAUUCAAAAACUCAGAUUGGGAUAAUCCUGUCAUUUACCGAACAAUUAUUCAAAUACUUUCCAAACCUUCGAACAUAAGUUUCGUCAACAUUGAAUUUUUGGCGAGAGUAUUCAGGCUUCUAUGUGUUCCUUCCAGGUAUACUCUGAGAACCGAAGUUGUAGACCAACUUCUUGAAAAUAUCACGACGGGUUUAGAAGAAAACGACCUGCAGCAAUCUCGAAUAAGAUUAUCCCAAGGAGUAUAUUUCAUUCAUGUUAUCAAUUUGAGAAUCAUUGAAGAGGAAUAUUUGUUUCCCAUUUUGUACAAAAUCGUUUGUUUUGGUCAUCAAGGCUAUAACCCUGAAAGGGAGAAAAUAUGCGAACUUGAUCGACCUGAUGAUCAUUUCAGAAUAAGAUUGAUAUGUUCGAUGUUGUUAGUUCUCGAUGUGAAAAGGCUUAGACUUGAGACGAUAAUUGGCCUCGAAACAUUUUACAAAUUUUUUAAUUACUAUGUUUUUACAAAAUCUGGACCAUUAGCUGUUGACCUCAAUUCCAAAUUAGAUGAUACAUCAAUGUACUUGAAGUCAUGCUUGAACAGUGAGAAUUUUUUUAGACCCAAUUCCUAUGAAGAUUCACUUACCAUGCUUCAGGAGGCAAUUUCCAAAUCAAAAAGUACUUCCGAAACAGAGAGUAAAGAAUUGAGCAAGAAUGGUGAAGUUAAAGGUGAUGCUGAGGGUAGCUCAAGCAGUGUAGUCCAAAAGAAAGAUCCUACCCAAAAGAAAGAAAAAUGCGCCGAACAUUUCGAUGAUGAUGAGAAACUUGGCCGCCACAACUUAAACGAUGAUGAUGAUGAGGCUGAUGACGAUUAUGCUGAUGAUGACGAGGAUGACGAUGAGGGCGAUGAGGACGAUGAGGACGAUGAUGACGAUGAUGCCGAUGAUGACGAUGAUGACGGUGAUGCCGAUAAUAGAGCAGAUGUUUAUAGAGGUCAAGCCAAAAGUCAAAUCAAGUCUGAAGGUCUCGAUAGUGAAGAAGAUACAGAUGUUGAAGAAGACAUUGAUGACAUUGGUGGUAAUUAUUACGACGAAGACGACGACGAAGAGGAGGGGGACGACGACGACGGCGACGAUGAUGAUGAUGAUGAAGAAGAAGAAGAAGAAGAAGAAGAAGAAGAAGAAGAAGAUGAUGAUGAUGAUGAUGAUUAUGAUGAUGAUUAUGAUGAGGUUGAUGUGAGUGCUUGUGGUUAUGACACUGAUAGUUAUGACAGCGAAGAGGAUUCCGAGAGUGACGAUAACAGCGCAAAUGGAAAUAUAGAAGUUGUUUCGGACUUUGUGGACGAAGAGGAAGAGGAUGAAGAUGAUAUGACAAAUCGUGAAAAAGCUUUCUUUGAUGCAGAACUUGACAUUGAAUUUGCCAAGAUCAUGAACGAAAGUUUGACCAACGCUGCGGCCGCCAAACCGAACAAAGGAUUUUUAAGUGACAGCAUGGGGACUCCAGAAUCGAUAAUAUACAAGCUCAAAAAAGCAACUACCGAAGAAACAGGUGCUCUGGCCACUGCUGAUCAUGACAUUCUUCGUCCUACUCACAGCCAAAAAGACGGCAGUGUCAAGUUCACGUUCUUGAGCAGAUCCGGAAAAAAGGUGCAGCAGAAGGAUAUUUCGGUGCCGGACUCAUCCAUUCUUGCCAUCAACGUGACAAGGGAGCAGGAGAGAAUGCGUACGGAAAAGAACAAGAUCAAAAGUUUUGUUCUGAACAGUGUACAUGGGAAGUAACAAAAUGUAUAGUUUAUAGAUGAUAGAGAGACGAAUGCAUGCAUCUUUUUUUGCGCUGUCGACU
Molecule: messenger RNA, 3623 nt
Organism: Pichia membranifaciens NRRL Y-2026
Lineage: Eukaryota; Fungi; Ascomycota; Pichiomycetes; Pichiales; Pichiaceae
Exons: 1
Coding region: 26-3559 (1177 amino acids)
Biological process (GO): nuclear-transcribed mRNA catabolic process, nonsense-mediated decay
Cellular component (GO): exon-exon junction complex; cytoplasm
Source: RefSeq, a predicted model, not a curated record